Aplosporella prunicola CBS 121167 is the source of this 1984-nucleotide messenger RNA. RefSeq lists its product as uncharacterized. The transcript has a single exon. Lineage: Eukaryota; Fungi; Ascomycota; Dothideomycetes; Botryosphaeriales; Aplosporellaceae. Gene Ontology annotation, biological process: spliceosomal snRNP assembly. The coding region runs from base 55 to 1983 and encodes 642 amino acids. The record is from RefSeq and is a predicted model, not a curated record.
UACAUCUCACCAACCAGCACCCACCGACCAGCAAACCGCCAACAACCCGCGAAAAUGCCCCCCCAAAAGCGCAAGAACCUCGCCACCACCACCGAUGGCGCGCAGUACAACAAGCGCGCGAGGCCGGAUGAUUACGGCCGUCCGCUUGCGGCACCUCCUCCACCGAGGCCGUCGUCGUCGGGGGAGAGAGAGAGGGGAGGGGUGGAUUAUGAUGACCCUGGUUUUGGGGAGGGCGAGGACGCAAGCGCAGGCGCAACCACCUUUUCAGGCUCAGGCUCAAGUGCCCUCCCCGGCUCAGGCUCAAACACCCCCGCCCCCAUGCGCUACGAGCGGCGCUUCGACCGCAACAACAACAACAACAACAACAACAACCACAACCACCACCACAAGCAGCAGCCACGCGUGCACGCGACAUACGGGCAAGUGAGCGCGCUGCCGGGGCUGGAUGAGCAAGAUUACAGCAGCGACGCAGAAUGGGACGGCGACAUCAGCAGCGACGGCAUGGACGCGCUGCGCUACCUGCGCAUGGUGCGCGCCGAGGCGCACGGGAUCCCGAACCUGAUGGUCGCGGAGCGAGAGCGGAGCGUGGACGAGGAGGGCGUGUACGACGGGGAGCGGGGCUUCUACACCGACGGCGCGUACGUCGCUGCGCCGGUGCUGGGGCCCGUGAAGCCAGGCAACUCUGGGCACGCGCCCACCAACACCCCGCAAGCAGCAUACACGGCCGCCCUGCUCGCGCGCUACGCCGCGCUCCGCGUCCGCCUGCAAACCCCGCCCCCGGCCGCCGCCCUCGCCGCCCUCUCCCCCGCCCAUAUCACGACGUUCCCGCGCAAGGCGCGUGCAAUCAAACACGCCGUGCGCGACUGGCAGACCGUGCUGACGACGCAACCCCCGGCGCGCGCCCAGGCGGCCCUCAUGGACCGCGCCGUUGUGCUGGCCGUGCUGCCGCUGGCGGAGGGGUUGCUGCGCCGCGGAAGGAAUGUGGGCACGACGCUCAGCGCGUGGAUCUGGGCGCUGCUGGCUAGGGUGCCGGAGAUGGGCGAGCUGGGCGCUGAGGAGGUCGCUGUUGUGCGCGAUUUGGCGAGGAGGGCCGUUUGGGUCGCUUGUGGCUGGCGGGGGGAGGAGGUUGCGCGGGCGACGGAGGGGUGGGCUGGUGUGGAGGAGGGUGAGGGUGCUGGGGAGGGGGAGGAGGUGGGUACUGAGGGUGUUGAGAGUGAGGCGGAGGCGGAGGCAGUGUUAGAGAGGGCGAGGAGGAGGGUCUUGGAUGCGUUGGGUGGGGAUGCAGAGAUGGUCAAUGCCGACGACUCUGAGCCGAUAUCUACCCCCGACAUGGCACUACCCGCCAAGAACGCAGCGGACGCGGAUCCCGCCACCGACAGCAACACCGACUCUACCACCAACAAAGACAAAGACAAUCUCGACCUCGACGCCACCGCCCAGCAGCACCACCAACUCGCCGCCGCCCGCGAGCGCCUGCUCUCGCGCCUGGAGUUCUUGGACCCGGACACUGCUACCGCUACCGCUACCAUGGACACAAACACAAACACAGACAUCAACUUUGGCAUGGACGGCACAGCCGACGAUCAGGAGGCAGAAAACAGCAAUGUUGACGCUGACGGCGAGGCGAAGAAGGAAAAUGGUAGUGGCAAGCCCCUCCUGCAGGACAAAAUACACGCGUUUGCGGCGCGGGACGAGGGAUUGAGAGCGAGAUUGGUGGAGGGGGGGUGGUUGCGUGGGGGGGGUGCGGAUGCAGGUGCUGCUGCCGUUGACGGCAAAGAAGAAGAAAACGAAGAAGAAGUCGAAGGUGAAAACGAAGAAGGCGAGAUUGAGGCCGGGGAAGGAAAAGGUAAAGAUGGAGCUGAAGCAGAGGAAGAAAUCAUCCCAGACGCAAACACGCGCGCCACGCUCGAUAUGAUUGUCGCGGUGGCGGCGGAGCGCUAUGGCCAGUGCGAUUUGGGCGAGUUUCGGGAGGUUUGGGCGUAGA